Molecule: messenger RNA, 1586 nt
Organism: Caenorhabditis angaria
Lineage: Eukaryota; Metazoa; Nematoda; Chromadorea; Rhabditida; Rhabditidae
Source: the annotation of a GenBank genome assembly
AUGAUAUUUGCUCAAGCUCCAAGGCAUCGAAGAAAACAAAAAUUUGUGAGAUUACCUAGUGGCUAUACAUUUCCAGCUGAUGCUGCUUCGAAUUUCCAGAGAGAUACUUAUGUAGCUGCAACGGUGAGAAUUUUUUGAUUUUUCGGAAAAUUGGCACAGUAGUGCUUUUAGAUGGAUUACUGUAGCAAACUUUGUAGAUAUAUUGAUGAAAAAAGUUUUGAGAAUUUAAAAGUUACUGUAGCCGCGUGAUUUUUUGAGAAUUUUUAAAUCGACUCUUGUUCAGAUAAAAAUAAAUUGAAUAGAAAAUAUGAUUUUCAAACAAUUGUUAACUUCAUAUAAUUUAUAGUUUGCUCCCCCACCAUCUCAUCAAAUUCUUCAUUCUCCACCUCGUUAUAUAACACCAAAUGAAAAUGAAGGAACACAACAAAAACCACACGGAAUGUCUUAUACGGAUUAUAAAAAAGCGAUGGAGACAUCAACAAUUACAGCACCACAAAGUGCAUCUGAUAAUCCAUAUGUUGAAGCACCGCCAGAAGUUGGAGGAAAUUCACCAGAAACACCAGUUGAAAUGACAACAACGGCUAUGAUUGUUGAAACUGUAACAGAUUCAGGAGAAGGAACACAAAUGACAACAGCUGCAACUAUGGGAUUGAAAAAAGGAGAGUAAGUACAAUAAUUUUCAAAAAUUUAAAACUUUUCCAAAUUUUUUUUAGUAUUGGUGGAGUUGCACAAUCAGUGAAUAAUAAAUUUGGUGGACUUUCACAAGAGAAACAACAUCAACUGAAAGCCAAUACUUAUACAGCUCUUGGUGGAGGUCAAUUCUAUCAAAGUAUUUUGGGUGGAAAAGGUGGUUUCAAUCCACUUUCACUUUUCCUUGGUGGCGGUGCUAAUAAUGGCGGAUAUAUUGUGCCAGUUCCUGUUGUUAUUCCACCUCCUCCGCCACCUCCACCAGGUCCAAAAUGUUUCACAAAUCCCUCGGGAUUUUUGUGUUGUAAUGUGACGUUGGAAAAAACGAUGGAAGAAGCUUAUAUUCAAGCAAAAGCUGAAGGUGUUUCGACUUGUAAUGUUCAGAAAAUGGCGUCAGCUGUACAAGAGGUAAAAAAUAGGUUACUGUAGAAUUUUCCGGAAGUUUUUCCCAAAAUCUAGUUUUAAACAAAUUCUGAAGUUCCAAUUUUUUCUGUUUUCUCAGAAAUUCAUGUUUUUUAUCGGACUAUCUUGGGACACAAAAAAUUAACUACAGAAAACACAAAUAUUUUUCAUCGAGUUACUGUAAAAAUUUUCCAAAGCCGAAACCAACUUCUUUGGACCAUAAAUCAUUUUUUCAGAAAGCCGAGAAAAAAUUCGGGACAACUUUCGAAUCGGUUGCAGCACACGCGGAUUUCGUUGCCAAAAUCAAUUUUGCGGGAGAUUUGAAUUGUAAAAUCGAGAUCGACGGAAAAUUCAUAAUGGCGUAUGCGACACCAGUUGGUGAACAAGAUGUCAAUAUUGUGGAUGCGAAUUCGUUCUUCUCUGGUGCUGCAGAUGUGGAUUUAGAAGGGGCAAAUGGUACAAAACCAACUUAUAUUGUCUAUGGUCCCAUUAAAUAG